Esox lucius (northern pike) is the source of this 13445-nucleotide messenger RNA. It is a transcript of the gene spegb, whose product is annotated as striated muscle enriched protein kinase b. Gene Ontology annotation, biological process: protein phosphorylation. The record is from RefSeq and is a predicted model, not a curated record. Gene Ontology annotation, molecular function: protein binding; protein kinase activity; ATP binding. Lineage: Eukaryota; Metazoa; Chordata; Actinopteri; Esociformes; Esocidae.
CACUGCCUCUAAGGACUUGCCUGGCAGAGCUGGGGUGAGAUCAUGAGUGAGAAAGCUUAGCUCUUUUGGGACAGAAGGCAGAGUGAUUUUGGUGUGACUGAGCGUGGUGCAUAACUAACUGGAAAUAAGACAUGUUCGUUAGAAAAAUCUAAUCCUAAAGGUCAAAUUGCAAAGGGAAUAGGCUUUAACUUAUUCUCAACGUGUUCAAGCCAAAGACUGGCUCAAGAGGGCUAAGAAGCACAAGAAACCAACCAGGAAACAGGCAGAGACCAGCAAUUUCCAAAAGGCAAUACUGGGAGCUGUUAAAGCAACAUGAUACUGUGGGUCUUGUCCUAAAAAUACUGCUGGGUAGGAGUGCAUGUACUAGGUGUAUCUGAUUGCUAGGUAAUGAUACAUUUGUUUUUCCUUUUUUCCCCAAUUGGACUUCAAAAGCUGUGUAAAAAAAUGUGCAAGCUUGGAUACUUUGACGGUAAUCCAAUCCAAUUUAAUUAACGUUCAUUGGCUUUAUGAUGUUGAUAGCAGAAGACACAUGGGUGUUCUUAGCAAUACACAAGCCAAUUCAAAAUACCUUAAAAUGUUAAGAUAUCUUUGAAAGUUAAACAAUUGUUAGAAUAAUCAACAUUUUAUAGAUGGAAACCUACUUGUAACCAGCUCUCAAAUCACUCCAGGUCAACUAUCUAGUAACUAAAGAAAUUAAAGUGCCUAGGAACCAUUGGGACACAUUUUAAAUACACAAUUAAUGCUAUUAUAAGAAAUCAGCAUUGUGACAAUGAAGAAGACCGAGAUACAAAUGACCCUGAAGAAGGGUGCGGAUGAGGGAAUGCGCAGCGUCCCAAGCCCAAUCAUCCCACCAAAACGGGCCAAAGCCAACCCUAACCACGGCCAGCCGGCCCCGGACUCGGUCGCCUAUGCGUUCCCCUCCCAGACCCCUCCGAUUUUUGUACGCAAAAUGAGGAACGCUGCUGUGGGGACAGGCUGUGACAUCCGCCUGAAAGUGGCGGUGGCUGGAGACCCGCAGCCAUCCCUCUACUGGUACCACAACGACGACCUGCUGAAUAUGGAUAACCAGGAAUACGGGGGACUCUGGAUCAGGGACUGCAAGCCCAGUGAUGCCGGCCUCUACACCUGCAUCGCCAACAACUACCUUGGGGAGGCGCGAAGUAGCGCUGUGCUUGCCGUCCUGGACCUGGGAGAAGACUCAGAGACCACAGAAGAUGAAGGUGGAGACCCCGUUGAGACCAAAGAAGGAAGCAGAGGUCUUCAGGAUCAGGCUUUGCAUUCAGAAGACAGAAUGAUGGACAGCUGGGGUGAAGGACUUCAAGAAAUCUCCAAGCCCACCAGGAGUAAAUCAGAAGAUUUCUUGAGGGAAUCUCCCCCACAAGCUCUCCCACCUCCCUCCCCAAAAAUUAUAAAACGCCCCUCUAACUCUCCUAUGCCAAGCCGCUCCGGGUCAGCACCAAACACGCCCCUCACACCUCGCAAAAAAGUUGUUGUGCCAACUGAUUACCAAGACACUGUCCCUAGUGAAUUUGAAGAAAAAGUGAAACAUCCAAAAUCAUCAGCCAUGUCUCAAAGCAGCAACCAGGACUCCCGUCCUCAGACGCCUGUUAGUGUCACUGAGUGCUCACGCAAGGAACACCAAUCUAGGCCAUCCCCAAAACUGACCAGAGCAAGUUCCAAGAUCUUUGAAAAGGUCCGCGGUUUUGAAGAGAAAAGACGAAGCUAUGAUCAUGAAGGCUCCAUCUCGGGACGGUCUUGGGCUGGGUUCAAUCGAGCAGGGUCUGUUGAUUCAGAUGAUGCAGGGAGCCGGUUAGGAAUCUCUAGAGAAAGUUCAAGGGAAGACUUACGAGAGGCUUUGAAGGAGGAAGCUGCUGAGCGGAGGUCCAUGUUCAAACAGAGGGCUGCGUCCUUAGAAGACUGCAGGCCCCGUACCACCCAGAAAGUCCAGGAAAUCGAGAACAAGUUCACUGAAGAACUUCAACGAAUCAAGAAGCUUGUGGGGAAACCUCACAUGAAGAAGUCAUUCUCCACUGAGCAACUCUCACUUAGAGCAAGAGGCAGACAGCCUUUGACGAAGAUUGAGCCCCUCCCACCUCAAAUUCUCCAGAAGCUCCAGGAAAGAGAGCGUGCCAGACAGGAGAAGGAGCAGAAAGAGGCUGAACAGCCCAUAGAGGUAGCACCACCAAAAUCACCAAGAACACCCCUUCAAGAACAAGCACGACAGAGGCAGCCUUCGCCUCUACCUGAAGAGAUUGAGCAUCCCUCUAUGAGUAGCAUAACGAUUAGUAGAUUAGGAGAAGUAGCAGCCACUCCAGAAUCUAUGCAACUGGCUGACUUACCAGGACAGCGACCUACAAGACAGGUAAAUCAAGUCAGUCCAGUCCGGGAGAUUGUUCAGAGGUCUCCAUCACCAGCAAAGAUGCAAAUCCAGAGAGCUUAUGAUCUUUCAACAAAUCGCCAACAGCGGGCCGAGUCACCAAACAGAAAUGUUGUGGAGAUGACGUUACGCAAAGUUGAACGCAGGCCGGAAAGCCCACUUGUCCAGAGGGUAUCUCGUAUGCAAGAAUCUCAAGACAUCCAGGCAUCUCCUGCCCAAAAGGCUCCAAAGGAAGAAUUGUCAGGAAGGAAAACACCUGUAGAAGUAGCUCUAAGAAAAAUAGAGCAUAGACCUGAGAGCCCAUUGAUACAGAAGAAGGCUACCAUGGUACAAGAGCGUCCGACCCAACCUCCGCAAAAUCCUCCACGACUGGUUACUUCUUCUGCCAAUGUUCCAGUCCCCCAAACUGAGGAGAAAAUGGAAGUGGAGUUGACCAAGUCAGCCCCCAGGCAAGCCCCGAAGCUAAGCAUACCUACCAUCAUUGUUGAAGAAGAGCCUAUGGAAGGAGUUCCUAUAGGCCCUGAUAUGUCUAAGAAAGCAAACGGUUCAAAAGGUGGCCAAACACAGAGGACCAGGGGGAAGGGUCGCCGUACUAGGCCAAUGUCUCCAGACUUAGAUUCCUCAGAUGACUCUUACGUGUCUGCUGAAGAGGACCCCUUGGAGGCCCCAUUGUUCGAGUUCCCUCUUAAGGACACUGUGGUUACUGCUGGUACUGAAGUCCUGUUGCGAGUCAUCAUUGUUGGCACCCCUCUCCCAGAAGUUACCUGGCGAAGAGACAAUAUCGAGAUCCUUAACAGCCCAUACUAUGCGGUCAAAGUUGAGGGAGAGCAGUAUUCACUUCUUAUUAAAUGUACAAAACCCAGUGAUGCUGGAAUGUACUGUGUGACAGCUGCCAAUGAGGCUGGGAAAGCAUCUAGCAGUGCCACCCUUUCAAUCAUACCAGAGCCUGUGCAGGAGCCACAAGGGAACCUGGGUGUUCCCAGAGACAUCAGUAGCCCUAUCACAUCGGAUGAAGAGUACCUCAGCCCACUGGAGGAAGGCAUGGACUUUGGAGGGUCCAAUUCCAGGGAGAUAGUCGACACUCGAUUCAAGGAGCCCCCUGCCUUCCAGGUAACUAUGAAUGAUCAAGCAGUUAUUGAGGGGCAAGAGGUCACCAUGUCUGUUCGAAUAAGUGGGCAGCCCAAACCCAUGCUUUAUUGGCUGAGGGACAGGGUCACAAUAAAAACAGACUUGCGGCACACUGUGCGUGAGGCUGAGGACGGCACUUUUGAAAUGACCAUCAAGUCUGCUCAGAAGUCGGAUACGGGAGUGUACACCUGCAAGAUCAUCAACGAGUAUGGAACGAAGCAGUGCGAAAGCAAACUGGAGGUGAAAGUGCCCUCGUUUGAGCCGGGCCUGGCCAUCAUCCGUCCAGUGAAGGACAUCACAGCGAACGCAGGUGAGACGGUCUUGUUUGAGUGCUACAUAAUUGGGCCAGUGGACACGGACGUCGAUUGGUUAGCAGAUGGAAAACUGAUCCAGCCGGCUCUGCUCAACUGCAAGAUGCAUUUUGAUGGAAAGAGAUGCAGGCUGCUUCUCAACUCAGUGCAUGAGGACGACAGUGGCACGUAUACUUGCAAAUUGACCUCGGCAAAAGAGGAGCUGACCUCGAGUGGCCAACUCAAAGUAAUCCCUUCUAUUGAGCCCCUGUUUACACGUAAGCUGGACGUCUUAGAGGUGAUUGAGGGACGCAAUGCCCGUUUUGACUGCAAGGUCAGCGGAACACCACGUCCCAGAGUCAGCUGGGGACAUUUUGACCAUACAUUGGCAGAGAGUGAUGAUGUGCACAUCUUACAAGAAGGCGGCCGUCACUCCCUCAUCAUUUCUCAUGUCACCAAUGAGGAUGAGGGCUUCUAUACAGUCAUUGCACGCAAUCCGCAUGGUGAUGCCGAGUGCUCCGCCGAGCUCUACGUCCAGGAGCCCAGACCUGCUAUUUCAUCUCAAAUGGCAAAGCUAGAGAAGAUGCCGUCCAUCCCAGAGGAGCCAGAGAUGCCGGACAAUGAAGUAGAACGCUUCACUAUGCCCGACUUUGUCAAACCUCUGUACGACCUGGACGUUAUCGAAGGCAAGGAAGCCGUGCUUAAGUGCAAGGUGGCCGGCCUUCCAUACCCCACCAUCAUGUGGUUUCACAAUGGCAAGAAGAUCGAAAGCACGGAGGACAGGAAAAUGACACAGUUCAGAGAUAUCCACAGCCUGGUCAUUCGUUCUGUUUGCCACACCCACGGAGGGGUAUACAAGAGUGUCAUCUCCAACAAGGUUGGCAAGGCAACCUGCUACGCCCAUCUUUACGUGACUGAUGUUCUUCCAGACCCUCCAGAUGGGCCCCCAGUGAUAGAGGCUGUUACUGGGAAGACUAUCACCCUGAGUUGGAAGAAACCGCGUUGGCUGGAUCCCUCUAUUGAUCCCAAAACGUUAAUGUAUGCCAUCCAACAACAAGCUCUGGGCUCGAUCCAGUGGACCAUCAUAGCGUCUAGUCUGAAAGAACCGUGCUACACAGUGACCACCUGCUCCAAAGCAGUCCGAUACAUCUUCAGGGUUCUGGCAAUCACUGGCAAAGCCUUUAGCAAACCCUCUCCUGCCACAGAUCCAGUGCAACUUAUUGACAGAGGUCCCUAUGUUCAGCAGGCUCCAGUGAUUAUUGAUAAGCCAGACAUUGUCUAUGUGCAGGAGAAUCAGUCAGUGACCAUCACCAUCACUUUGAACCAUGUCAACGCUUCAGUCAUCUGGAAGAGGAGGGGAGUGACCCUCCCAAACAAACCUGGGCUGUAUGAGCUGAGUAUGCCCGAUGACGAUCAGCACUCUCUAACUAUCCUCAAUGUGAAGAGUGAUGACUUGGGGCAGCUGAUGUGUUUGGCGUCCAACAGGUUUGGCAGCGACUCCUGCCUUUUAAGUGUGGAAAUGGCUGCACCACCAAAUUUUGAAUCUAUUAUGGAAGAUGUGGACGUGCAAACAGGAGAGACGCCUCGCUUCGCUGUAGUUGUGGAGGGCAAGCCCAUUCCUGACAUCCUGUGGUUUAAGGAUGAUACAUUGUUGUGCGAGAGUAGCCACAUCACAUUUGUGUACGAUGACAACGAAUGCUCCCUUGUGGUGGUCAACACCUGUCCGGAAGAUUCUGGGGUGUAUACCUGUACAGCCAAGAACCUGGCUGGCUCGGUGUCAUGUAAGGCUGAGCUCACCGUGCACACAGUUCGAGAAGACACUGAGGACCAGAUGCAGGACGAGGAGACUAUUCUCAGGAAAAUGCGCCGAUUGACUGAUUACUAUGACAUCCACAAGGAAAUCGGGAGAGGUGCCUUCUCCUAUGUGAAGAGAGUGAUGCAGAAAGUGGGUAACAUGGAGUACGCUGCCAAGUUUAUUUCUGCCCGAGCCAAGAGGAAAGCAUCUGCCCUGAGAGAGAUGAACCUGCUGUCUGGGCUGGACAAUGAGAGAGUCCUGUAUUUCCAUGAUGCCUUUGAAAAGAAGAACGCAGUCAUUAUUGUCACAGAGAUAUGCAAUGAGGAGCUGCUAGAUAGGUUUAUAAAGAAGUCCACAGUGAUGGAAUCCGACAUCCGGUCCUGUGUGCGACAGGUUCUGGAGGGUGUGGACUACCUCCACCAUCAAAAUAUUGUCCAUUUGGAUAUUAAGCCUGAUAAUAUCCUCCUUGCAGACCCUCACGGUGAUCAGAUCCGCAUCUGUGAUUUUGGCAAUGCCAUGGAGCUCACACCUGAUGAAGCUCAGUACUGCAAAUAUGGCACUCCAGAAUUUGUUGCCCCAGAAAUUGUAAACCAAACUCCUGUGUCCAAGGCAACUGACAUCUGGCCAAUUGGAGUUAUUACAUAUCUAUGCCUGACUGGAGUGUCUCCGUUUGCUGGAGAGAAUGACCGCGGCUCAGUGCUUAACAUUAGGAACUACAAUGUGGCUUUUGAGGAGAGUAUGUUCGCUGAUCUUUGUCGUGAAGCCAAGGGUUUUAUCAUCAAACUGCUGGUGGCAGACAGACUGAGGCCAGACACGCAAGAGUGUCUCCGUCAUCCGUGGUUCAAGAUGCUUACCAAGGGGAAGGCCAUCAGCACAGAGGCCCUUAAGAAGUUUGUUUCUCGCCGAAAGUGGCAGCGAUCUCUUAUCAGCUACAAAUCAAAAAUGGUCAUGAGGUCCAUCCCAGAGUUGCUGAAUGACUCAUCCAGUCACAUCUCCAUUGCUGUGCCCAGACAGCUUAAAGAGGGCUCACCCCCACCAUCAUCGUCCUCUGACUCAGAUGAAGAUAUCGAUGAGCUGCCCUUUAUUCCAAUGCCACUCACCAUGGAGUUCUCUGGGUCAAGAAUGUCUCUAAAUGAGAUCCAGGAGGAUCAGGAGACCUCAGGUAAACCAAAUGGCCCCAUGGACAAGACAGAAUCAGCAGUCGCACAAGGCGAAGAGGUUAUGGAUAUUGAAUACACAGGGAAAGAGAAUGAGACUGGGGAUUCUGCAGGUAGGGGCCGCACCAGGAAUCGGUUGACCCAGGAAAAAGCCAAGUUGUCUUCGGAUGAGGAGCCUCCCGCAGAAUUGGUGCAAGUAUCAGAGAAGGCAAAAAGGCCCUUGCGCAGAGGAUCAAGCUUGGAGAUGGACAAGCCAGAGGGAGGACCUAGAAGGGGGCCCCUGCGUAGAGGUGGUUCUGCUGACAGUGCUCUGCUACUUCACAUCGUACCAGAAGAGGGCACAGAAGAGGAAACUUCAGAGAAGGGCCGGCGCGUUCUCAAAAAGACAGUAUCCAUGGAGCUGCCGAGGCGAAGCGUGAGCCCAGGGCCUCUGAGUCAGGAGGACUAUGCUCUCAAACUGGAGCUGAUGAGGCAGAGGCUGCUCCGAGGUGGCUCUGUGGACAAGAAGAUGAGUGGCUUGCGAGGACCCCUGCUGGAGACGCUGGGUAUGGACGAUGGGAAGCAGAGGUCGUCGUCGCUGGAGCGCUAUGCACGCGGCACCCGCUUAGGGGUACCGCCGUUAACUAGAGCGGCCUCCAGCGAUGAGCCUAGGGAGGACCUUCCCAAACCCAAAUUGCUUCGCAAGAGCGCUUCCUUCAGUCAAGGAGAUGAUGUGGAACCCAUACCCCUCCACAGACGUUCUGGGGCACCCCUGGAGAUCCCACUGGCUCAGGUAGAGGAGAGAAGGCUUAAGGAGGCCAUAUCAAUGUCUGCCCUCACUGAGCCAUUCAAGAAUGACUCCCGACCUGUGACUCCCAGGGAACCCUCCCCUAAACAUUCCACACCAAGCCCAGAUCCUGGAAUUCAGGAGACAACAACCAAUAUGGAGGAUGAGGACUCGUCAACCGACAAGGAGAUUAAGACUGAGGAAAAAAUUGAUGGUGUGACCACAGACAGUAAUGCAGACGAAAGAUCGAGCACAAGUGGAUUUUCAGAGAAGGACAUGAGCACGUCAGAAGAAGCAAUGAUUGAACCAGAGUAUGUGCCAUCAAGGGAGCGUAUACCUCCUUGGAGGGGGUCUAGCCCACCUGUGAGGGGUCUUACAUUAGAGGAGCCAAUGGAGGAAGAAAGAGAACAUAUCAAUGAAAGGGAAGCUAUUCCUGUUGCUGAACCAAAAGCUGGAGAAGUUGAAGAAGUUCAGAAAGAGAGCCAAAAAGACGUAGAAGAAAGAGAAGAGGAAGUGAAGGCACCAAUGAAGUCAUCUGAGAUGGUCAUUACUACAAGUUCCAUUAGGGUCACGCCAGCACCUGCAUUUUCAAAGCCUCAAGCAAAUGUGAUGGGCUUUUCACCUGCACACCUGACUACCUCUCCACCUGCCCUGACAGUGCUCCCAGACGGUAGGACUUCUGCUUAUGCUAGCAUAAUGCAGACCAUCAUGGUUCCCUCGCUUCAACCCCUAGUUAGCCCCCCAUUAGCAGACUCAACACCUGUAGUUGUUCCAGGCCCUACACAAGCUGCAGCAUCAACAGUUACACCUGGCACAUCAACGCCACUCAUUCUGCCAUCAACGCCGGGAGAGCACCCAGCCGUCUACUCAAGGGUUGCAUCCCCUGAGCCCCUAGAACCAGGUCCACCCACUGUUUCCACGCAACCAACAUCCCAGCAUGAGCUAUCGCCUGGGGGACAAAACAUCCCGGAUAUCACGUCAGAGGAAGUGUUUGAAUCUCGCUUUAAAAAGCGCGAGUCUUCACUCACGCGAGGUCUGAAACUUCUCAACUGGUCAAAGCCUGAGGAGAAACCAGUAGCCUCUUCAAACACUGCAGAGUCAGGCGAAGACGUAUACCGCCACGUGCCUGUUGGAGAACCACUGGAGUUUGUCCCCAGGAGAAUGGAGGAGAAGUCCAAAUCAGUGCUGGAUCUCCGUGAGGCACAGAAAGACCAAGGCUUUAUGAGAAGGCUCUCCAUGCGCCUCAAGAGGACUCCAUCAACUGAACGCAAGGAAGACAAUGACGAAGAACUGGUUACCCCCAGGCGUCGUCUCUCCUGGGCUCUUCCUGGUCGAAGGGGAUCUCAGUCCCAGGAGAAGAAGGAGGUGGAGAUGAUGAGGAUGGAUGGGGGAACGGAAGCACAGGUGGAACAAGGGAACAGUGAGCCCAAAAAGCCCAACGAGUCGCCAGUAAUGGCAAUGCGCAGGAAGAUCGAGUCGACGGUAUCAGGAAUAUCCAUGAGGAUCCGUAGUGCCUCGGAGGAAAGGAGGGCAGCGGCGGAAGAGAGGGAAGCCAACAAGCCCGAGAGCAAGAAGACGCCCCUGUUCUCAAUUUUGCGCAGGUCAGCUUCAGAAGGACGAAGCCUAAAGAGUAUGAGUGGACCCAGUGUCCCUACGAACCAGCUGGCUACUCAGUCGGGCACCGGAGCCUCUUCAGAGUCCCUGGAUUCCGUGUCCAGUGUCAAGUUGGAGACAGCAUCCAAGGGGGCAGAGAGCGAACGUAGGUCCCGAUGGGACCGUUGGGGCAUAACCAGAGGCAGCAAGAAGGAUAAGACGGUAUCACAGCCUGACAUCCCUGCUGCCAUUGCCAGAGAGAAUGGCUCCCUGCGCUCUCGCUCAUACUCCAGACUGGCAUCUGACUUCCCUCCUGUGUUCCACAUUAAGUUGAGGGACCACGUUCUACUAGAGGGAGAUCCCAUCACUCUUAGCUGCCUCCCAGCCGGCAGCCCCCACCCACACAUCUCCUGGAUGAAAGAUAAGAAGCCUCUACAGAUAGAUGCCAGAAUGAAUAUGAUCUCCUGUCCGGAUGGCAGACAGCUGCUGAUGAUCAUGACCACCACAAAGAAGGAUGCAGGGCUGUAUGAGUGUGUGGCCACCAACCCUCUGGCUUCGGUGUCCAGCUCCUGUACCCUUUCCCUCGCUCAGCUUCCCAAUCGCCCUGGGACUCCUGAAGUUCCCCAGCGCUACAAGAACACUGCCCUUGUCCUCUGGAGGCCCUCAGACACUAUGGCUCCCUGCACUUACUCUCUUGAGAGAAAAGCAGAGGGUGAGACGAACUGGCUCAUUGUGGCCACAGGAGUUGCUGAUUGUUACUACAAUGUGGUAGACUUGCCAGUAGAGGGAGCCUUCAGGUUUAGAGUGGCGUGUGUGAACAAGGCUGGCCAAGGACCCUACAGUAAUCUGUCAGAGAUGAUCUCCCUGGAAUCCUCAGCGCCAGCAAACUCUAGCAAAUCAGUUGUUGUCAAGACGGUCCCUGUAGCACCAGCGGUCAAAACAUCAUCGAUGAUCAUCCCCUCCAUGAAGCCUGCACCUAGUAAAGUGCCACCACAGGGCUCAUCUUCUGCCCCACUCACGCAGACCCCAACCCCCCAAGUGUCUGCUCCCUCUCCUCCUGUUCCAGUGGCCAAGUUGAUCGCUUCAUCAAGCCCUGCUUCUAAACCUGUUGAAUCCAAGCCUUCAGUCCCUCAGAUCCUAACCAGCACCAGCUCCGCGCCCAUUGUCGUUAGUGCAGCCUCGUCCACUCAAUCCACUUCCGAGACGCAAAGCCCACCUCUACCUCAGUCCGCUCCAACCCCGACUAAAGCCAAGACCACCAUCAACAUCAGUGUCAAGAAACCGACACCAUCUCCACCGGCAACUGUAACCAAGCCUGCUCCCCCAGCCGUUCACCCCAAACCCCAGAGUCCCAUCAAUAUUGUCUCACCCAUGAUUAAGGUCCCGCCCCCGGUGGUGGUCCCCCCCCCCCCCUAUCGGCAAACCGAUUUCGUCGGUACCCAUGUAUACGCCUGUAUCGGAUGCCGUCACCCUACCUCUCUGUCCCCUGUCAUCUCACCCCCGGUGGUGCUGGUGUCCAGCACAAGUCCGGUAGGAGAGGGGGGGGUUACGCCCGCACGUCUGACUCCAUCUGGGCAGACAACCUCCUACGGACGUUCCACCCCAUCAGGACGCAGGACACCCUUGGGCGGACGUCCUGGUGAGGGAUCCCUGCGCCAGGGAGUGCCCCAGAAACCAUACACCUUCAUGGAGGAGAAGGCCAGGGGUCGCUUCGGCGUGAUCCGAGAGUGUAGAGAGAAUGCCACCGGCAACCUGUUUAUGGCUAAGAUCGUACCCUAUGAGGCCGACAAUAAACAGACGGUGCUGCAGGAGUACGACAUCCUUAAGUCUCUCCACCAUGACAAGAUCAUGGCACUGCACGAGGCCUACGUCACACCCCGCUACCUGGUGCUGAUCUCUGAGUGCUGCAGUGGGAAGGAGCUCCUCUACAGCCUCAUCGACAGAUUCCGUUACUCAGAAGAUGACGUGGUGGGCUACAUCAUUCAGGUCCUGCAGGGUCUGGACUACCUCCAUAACCGCCGCAUCUUGCACUUGGAUAUCAAGCCGGAAAACAUAAUUGUCACCUACAUGAAUGUAGUGAAGAUUAUCGACUUUGGCAGCGCCCAGACCUUUAACCCACUCUUCCUCAAGCAGUUCAGCCCACCAGUUGGAACUCUAGAGUACAUGUGUCCCGAGAUGUUAAAAGGGGAUGUGGUGGGCCCUCCGGCUGACAUCUGGAGUGUGGGCGUGUUGACCUUCAUAAUGCUGAGCGGCAGGUUGCCCUUCAUGGAGAAUGAUCCACAUCAGACUGAGGCCAGAAUCCUGGCAGCCAAGUUUGACUUGGGAAAACUAUACCAGAAUGUGUCUCAAAGUGCCUCCCUGUUUCUGAAGAAGAUCUUAAGUAGCUUCCCAUGGGCCCGUCCUUCAAUCAAGGACUGCUAUAACAACUCUUGGCUCCAGGAUGCCUACCUGAUGCGGCUGCGGCGGCAGACCCUCACCUUCACCACCACGCGCCUCAAGGAGUAUCUGGACGAGCAGCAGAGCCUUCGGGCCAGAGUGGCCACUAGGCACAAGGUCCUCCUCCGGUCGUACCAAAGCUCGCCCCAGACCCCCACCAGCCCUGUACCCCCCACACACAUGACGCCGGUCACACAGUGAGCACGGCUUCAUGUUUCAAAUGCAUGAAGGUUGGAACUGUUGCUGAGAGGUUCCACCGGUCUAUAUCAGGCCAGUCGUAGGACAGAGCCCUGAGGAACCUUUAUGGUGACAUGAGGCGGGAACUUUAUAGCCAAACAAAAUCACAAAAUCCAGCACCGGUUCUAAAUAUUGAGAACCUAACCUCUCUGCCUCCAACAUAGAGACUCCAUACUUAACCUACAGGAAGCCACAGAGAGAAUGUUCUCGCAUUGAGACAAUUGCAGUGGUUCUUUGUUUAUUUCAUGGAGUGAAACACAUUGUUCAAAAGGCCGGCUCAUUUCCAAACGUCUGCUCUCUUUUUGAUACAAAUAAGACCGUAAUUCAUUGCAGAGCUUUUGUGUAUACCAAGUCUGUGUAUGGUUUACAAAGGCUGCCAAAACCUCAAGUACAAUCAUGGUGACUGAUAGUGACUUACGUCACAGAUUAGCAUGUGGAAGGGUCUUGCUGUCUGUUACAAGUGCCCUUAUUUAAAUUCAGAAUGAACAUUUUGAUACAUUUGAUUGUAAAAUGUAAAUGAAGAGGGAGCAAUGGGUGACAUAGCCUACCGAUAAACAGGACCUCUUUGACUGUAAGAAUGUAUGCAAAUAAGUGUUGGUUUUGCGGACAUUGCAAAAUGGUUUCUUAUUCAAGAGAAAAUGUGUGUAGAUGCAUGUUACAUCGCAUCCACGCAGAUGAAGAAAAUGUGAACUUUUUAAACUAUGUUUCACUGAAAUUUGAGAAUUGUGUUAUUUGAUAAUAUUUUGCUAUCGUCAUCAUCAAUAGUCAAACAAAAUAUAUAUAGAACAAACACUGUAUGUAACAGUGUAGAUAUGUUAUGUAUUUAUUGUGGUAAUGUCAUGAAGUGAUGCAGUUAAUGAGUUUCCUGAAGUUGAUUUUACAUUACAUAGUAUUUAAGCUUUUAGGCAUCGGUGGUUUUGUUAUAAAGUAUUUAAGCAGGAUUCUUCUAGUUGAAUUCCACAAUCAAGUAUGUGAUUGGUUUAAUGACUGCUUGUGUCUCAUGUCAUAGUUUUGUAAACCAAUGAUGACAUGCUAAAAUUCUUGGAGGAAGGGCUACUUGGGUUAGGUGUACAGUACGUAACAGACUGAAUACGUCUCAAUGGAUUGUGUUGACAGCCUGAUUAUAUCUACAGAGAAAGUGAAUAUGUUGUUUGAUGACCGUGAAGGAACGAGCAAGAGACCACAAGUAUGUUUAGUAAAGCUUUUUUUUUUUUAUGGAACAGUUUGCAAGGUUAAAAAUGAUUUUAGUCGUGAGUUUCGUAUCAAAGUUACAUGCAGUAUCUUGAAUGUCUUGCAGUCUCUUGUGAUCAGUAUAAGGUUUAACAAGAGUUUCUUUGGGGUGGGGGUUACAUAGCUUUUUGUGUUUUAUUUGUUUAUUUAUUGAUUGAGUAAUCCAUCUUGAUGCAGCUUCUAAUAAUGUUUUGUUUUGUGGAACCUCUGGCAUGGAAUAGGCAUGACAGUUAAGAAUAAUAAUAAAAAAACACAACUUAAACCCAGUAUAGUAACUUUGUGUUAUUUCAGUUGAGCUUAAUGUUUUACAAGUACUUCAGUCUAACUGAAUCAAUCUAUUCUGAAACAAAAUACUGCUGUAUUAAAACAUCUGUCAUGGAUUACGUAAUUGAGGUUUUCAAAAUGGAAAAGUUGUAAAAAUAAAAUAUUUGUAAAG